AUGGGGAAGCACGCCUACGGCCCGCCGAGCGACAUGGACCCGGAGACGACGAUCUGCAUGCGCAAGAUCUUCGAGGCCAUCGAGGACGCGCGGCUGCGCGGGGAGAGCGACACGUCGUCCCUCCACUACAAGCGACAUACGAAGCUCAAGGCGAAGAACGCGCUGAGCCACAGCCAGUCCGUGGACUCCAUCGAGUCCUUCGGGUCCCGGCCCGAGUUCGUCGUGCGCGGCCUCGGGACGACGGCGGACGUGCCCGAGGGCCUCGACGCGAUGCUGAGCCCGCCCAAGUCGAGCAAGAAGAAGAAGCGCAAGAAGCGACGGAAGCGCGGGGGCAUGUCCGCCGCGUCGAGCCUCGGGAGCGCCGGCUUCUCCUCGGACCUGAGCGACGCGGAGCCCGAGUACGCGGAGGUCGAGCUCUACGCGCUCGACGACGGCGUCCGCUGCGUCGCCUACGAGCUCCUGCGCGACGGCCGGCCGACGAACAUCGUGCGGGUCGUGGUCUACGACGAGAAGAACACGAGCCGCUGCAAGGACCUGACGCCCGAGUCCUACGGCACGACGGGCUACGCGCCGCUCGACGAGCUCAUCGACGACGAGAAGGCCGCGCUCGCGGCCCUGCUCUGCUCCAUGGUCGGCAACGGGUCCCUCGACGACCUCCCGCGGCCCUACACGCCGGGGGCCCAACUCGGGCCCGCGCCGCGGCCGAGCUCGCCCGUGACGGCCAGCAUCCUCGCGGAGUUCGACGAGGACGACUAG
This is a messenger RNA of Aureococcus anophagefferens, 756 nucleotides long. RefSeq lists its product as hypothetical. The record is from RefSeq and is a predicted model, not a curated record. The coding region runs from base 1 to 756 and encodes 251 amino acids. NCBI's taxonomy places the organism in Eukaryota, Pelagophyceae, Pelagomonadales, Pelagomonadaceae. The transcript has a single exon.